AUGGAUAUUACAUCAUCAGUACAGUUUGAAGCCUUGGGUGGAGGGGGCGGUUUGGCUGCGGCGGCCUUGGGUGGAGGGGGUGGUUUUUCUGCAGCUGCCUUCGGUGGAGGGGGUGGUUUCGCUGCGGCUGCCUUCGGUGGAGGGGGUGGUUUUGCUGCGGCUGCCUUCGGUGGAGGAGGUGGUUUUGCUGCGCCUACCUUCAGUGGAGGGGGUGGUUUUUCUGCAGCUGCCUUCGGUGGAGGAGGUGGUUUUGCUGCGCCUACCUUCAGUGGAGGGGGUGGUUUUUCUGCAGCUGCCUUCGGUGGAGGAGGUGGUUUUGCUGCGCCUACCUUCAGUGGAGGGGGUGGUUUUUCUGCAGCUGCCUUCGGUGGAGGAGGUGGUUUUGCUGCGCCUACCUUCAGUGGAGGGGGUGGUUUUUCUGCAGCUGCCUUCGGUGGAGGAGGUGGUUUUGCUGCGCCUACCUUCAGUGGAGGGGGUGGUUUUUCUGCAGCUGCCUUCGGUGGAGGAGGUGGUUUUGCUGCGCCUACCUUCAGUGGAGGGGGUGGUUUUUCUGCAGCUGCCUUCGGUGGAGGAGGUGGUUUUGCUGCGCCUACCUUCAGUGGAGGGGGUGGUUUUUCUGCAGCUGCCUUCGGUGGAGGAGGUGGUUUUGCUGCGCCUACCUUCAGUGGAGGGGGUGGUUUUUCUGCAGCUGCCUUCGGUGGAGGAGGUGGUUUUGCUGCGCCUACCUUCAGUGGAGGGGGUGGUUUUUCUGCAGCUGCCUUCGGUGGAGGAGGUGGUUUUGCUGCGCCUACCUUCAGUGGAGGGGGUGGUUUUUCUGCAGCUGCCUUCGGUGGAGGAGGUGGUUUUGCUGCGCCUACCUUCAGUGGAGGGGGUGGUUUUUCUGCAGCUGCCUUCGGUGGAGGAGGUGGUUUUGCUGCGCCUACCUUCAGUGGAGGGGGUGGUUUUUCUGCAGCUGCCUUCGGUGGAGGAGGUGGUUUUGCUGCGCCUACCUUCAGUGGAGGGGGUGGUUUUUCUGCAGCUGCCUUCGGUGGAGGAGGUGGUUUUGCUGCGCCUACCUUCAGUGGAGGGGGUGGUUUUUCUGCAGCUGCCUUCGGUGGAGGAGGUGGUUUUGCUGCGCCUACCUUCAGUGGAGGGGGUGGUUUUUCUGCAGCUGCCUUCGGUGGAGGAGGUGGUUUUGCUGCGCCUACCUUCAGUGGAGGGGGUGGUUUUUCUGCAGCUGCCUUCGGUGGAGGAGGUGGUUUUGCUGCGCCUACCUUCAGUGGAGGGGGUGGUUUUUCUGCAGCUGCCUUCGGUGGAGGAGGUGGUUUUGCUGCGCCUACCUUCAGUGGAGGGGGUGGUUUUUCUGCAGCUGCCUUCGGUGGAGGAGGUGGUUUUGCUGCGCCUACCUUCAGUGGAGGGGGUGGUUUUUCUGCAGCUGCCUUCGGUGGAGGAGGUGGUUUUGCUGCGCCUACCUUCAGUGGAGGGGGUGGUUUUUCUGCAGCUGCCUUCGGUGGAGGAGGUGGUUUUGCUGCGCCUACCUUCAGUGGAGGGGGUGGUUUUUCUGCAGCUGCCUUCGGUGGAGGAGGUGGUUUUGCUGCGCCUACCUUCAGUGGAGGGGGUGGUUUUUCUGCAGCUGCCUUCGGUGGAGGAGGUGGUUUUGCUGCGCCUACCUUCAGUGGAGGGGGUGGUUUUUCUGCAGCUGCCUUCGGUGGAGGAGGUGGUUUUGCUGCGGCUGCCUUCGGUGGAGGGGGUGGUUUUGCUGCUGCUGCCUUCGGUGGAGGAGGUGGUUUUGCUGCGGCUGCCUUAGGUGGAGGCGGUGGUUUGGCUGCGGCCAAUGAGACCUUCGGAGGAGGAGGUGGUUUGGCUGCAGCUGCCUUAGGUGGAGGAGGUGGUUUUGCUGCGCCUACCUUCAGUGGAGGGGGUGGUUUGGCUGCCUCUGCCUUGGGAGGAGGUGGUGGUUUGGCUCCGGCUGCCUUCGGUGGAGGAGGGGGCGGUUUGGCUCCGGCCGCUUUGGGUGGAGGAGGUGGUUUUGCUGCGGCUGGCUUAUGUGGAGGAGGUGGUAGUGGAUCCGACCCUAGGGCCGAUACCUUGAGAGCAGGAGGGGGUGGAGGAGGUUUAGGCUUCCCUACGGAAACAUCUACUACACUAUUGUGUUGCAUUCCAAUUACACUCUCACCAUUCUCCCCGGUUACCACUAAAAAUGAAGAUCCAACAAGCACAAUAACCCAAAGGUUAGCCAACACCAGAAAACCCUUUGUUCCCUGGAAAAUACCCAUCUUUGUUUGCCUACCCACCUUAUCUUCUUCACUUCACUCACUUACAUAA
Ipomoea triloba (trilobed morning glory) is the source of this 2304-nucleotide messenger RNA. Its product is annotated as loricrin-like. The record is from RefSeq and is a predicted model, not a curated record. Lineage: Eukaryota; Viridiplantae; Streptophyta; Magnoliopsida; Solanales; Convolvulaceae. Bases 1 to 2304 code for a protein of 767 amino acids. The transcript has 2 exons.